AUGAUAACAGAUGAUGGUGUUCAAUUAAUAUGUCGACCAUAUAAUUCAUUUCCAUAUUUACCGACAUUUUUUUCCGAUAACUAUAUGAAUUUUAAUAAUAUGGAUGUAGAGUGGGAAGAUUUAUUGGAUGUUGUUAAAGAUAGUUUUCGUGAUUGUGUACCAACAGUCAUAACUGUUAAUAUAGAGAAACAACAGUUAAUCAAUCGUUAUAUGAUGUCAUGCUCACCUAUUUCAACAAAAGUAAUUCCUAUUCAUCGAUUUGUUGAUGGUUUUCCAGAUUGUGCUGGUGCAAUGGAUGAAAAACAAAAUAUUGAUGUGUGCUCAUUAAAUUUACCACAUCGAGUUGUUUGCCCUUUAUCACUUCAUCUAUGUAUUACACGAUAUAUGCUUAAAAAUAACAUCCGUGAUUGUCCAGAUGCAAGCGAUGAAAAAUUUCCUCCACAAUGCAAAGCUGACGAUAUAUAUUCACGUAAUUGUGAACGUUUACGAGAUGAUCAAUUAUUGUCAUUUAACGAUAGUGUGUUUAUUCCGUCUAAUAUAUGGUCAACGAUACCCAUGGAUUUAUUGUUUUCGUUAGAGGAUGCAUUGAAACCAAUUCAAUUAAAAUCUUCAUCAUUAUCUCAAUUUGCUGUUUGGGGUUGUCAUCGAGGUAUUCUCAUUGAUGAUAAUAAUACUUGUUUAUGUCCACCUUCUUAUUAUGGAAAUCGAUGUCAAUAUCAACAAGCACAUGUAUCUAUAAUUAUUCAAGUGAUGAAAUCAACUUAUUUUGAUCAACAAUAUGAUUCAUUUUCUUUGGUUAUAAUGCUCAUCCAUAAUAACAAUCAUUCCGAAACAAUUAUUAGUUCGGAAUAUAUUUAUUAUGUAUCUCGUCUUGAUUGUCAAAAAAAAACUGUGAUCACAUUACCAUAUCCACGUUAUACAACAACAUUCGAUCGCAAAAAUAUCUAUGUACGUAUUGAUGCAUUUGCUAUUCGCCAAAUGAUUAGUAAUUAUUGGUCAUCAUGGAUUUAUCGUCCUUUAUCUUUUACAUUUCUACCCAUUAAUCGACUUGCUAUUCAACUUUUCAUACCUGAAAAACCAUCUCAUCGCUUUGUGUGUGAUUAUUGUUCUCAUCUUAAUAAUCAUCAGUGUGUUUUAUCAAUUAAUAAUAAUCCAUCACAAAUUAUAUGUAUUAUUAAUAAUGAUCAAUGUCAAUAUACAUGUUCAACUGGAUCGGCUUGUGUUACACCUAAUAUUUGUGUUUGCAGUCAAGGACGACUAGGACCUCAAUGUCGUGUUUCAUUUGAUAUUUGUAAUUCAAAUCCUUGUAUGAAUAAUGGUCGUUGCAUACCAUUAGAUGAACGUACAAUAACACAAUACCAAUGUUUAUGUGGAGAACAUUUUUGGGGACCGAAUUGUCAAUUUAAUAAAGCAAAAAUAAUAAUAAAAUUUUCACAAGAACAACAAAUACUUAAUACGGAAGGUUUCCUUUUUCAUUUUAUUAAUAUUAUGAAGGACAACGAUACAUUACGAUAUACAAUCUUCAGAAAAAUUUCAUCAGAUGUUAUUCAUAAUGGUCUGAUCAUUUAUAAUAUAGAAGAACGUAGGGUGAUAGUAGAUAUUGAAUCUGGUUAUUAUUUACCGAAUAUGUUACAAAUUGUAAUUGCACAAUCAUUUGGUAGAAAUGAAAAUGACCGAGAAAAUUUUUAUUUUGUGACGAUUAAUUAUGAUUAUGCUGGUAUUUUCAAGGAUUAUUCUGGUAACAUUCAAAGCCACACUCGAUGUUUACAUAUACGAGAACUUCGUUCUAUAAAUAUGAACUAUAAAAAUAUAAUUAAUAUUAAUAAUACAUCUGAUCAUCAAUUAAUAUGUAAAAGCAACAGCAAUUUACAAUGUUAUUCUGAUGAUUUUAAUUUAUGUUUAUGUUAUUCAAAUUUAGAUUUAUCUUAUCUGUAUUCGCAUUGUUUUCCAAUGAAAAAAACUGAAAUGUUUAAUUGUGAUUUAAAACAAAAUAUUUGUGAAAAUGAAGGUAUUUGUGUUCAAAACUUUCGUCAAUGUCCAACGGAAACAUUUUGUUUGUGUCCUGUUUGUUCAUAUGGUACAUAUUGUCAAUUUUCCGUUCAUAAUUAUUCAUUAUCACUUGAUGCUUUACUUGGUCCAUAUAUUGAUACAUCACCAUUAAUUACAAAUAUUUAUUUAAUCAUUAGUCUUGUUAUGAUUUCUUUUGGAAUUAUUUUUAAUAGUUUAUCUACAAUAACAUUUAUCCAUUCAAAUACACGUAAAGUUGGUUGUGGAAUUUAUCUUUUGUAUUCAUCAUUAUUUAGUAUUGGAACAUUAAUUAUAUUUUCUAUUAAAAUGAUCUAUCUUAUUAAAAUUCCUUCAUCAACAAUACCAAACUAUAUAUCAUGUUUACUUAUGGAAUUUUUUCUUAAAUAUUUACCUCAAUGUGCAACUUGGUUGAAUGUUUGUGUAUCUAUUGAGAGACUUAUAAAUAUUAUACUUGGUAUCAGUUUUAAUCAGAAAAGAAGUCAAUUAAUUGCUCGAUGGCUUGUAUGGAUAAUUCUGUUAUUCAAUAUACUCAUUACAAUUCAUGAUCCAUUACAUCGACAUGUUUUUAUUGAACCAGAAGGUAAACGAGGUUGGUGUGUAGUAAAAUAUCCAAGUGCAUCUUGGUUUAAUAAAUAUAAUUCAAUAAUGGAUAUUAUUCAUCUUAUAUGUCCAUUUUUUGUUCAUAUUAUCUCAUCUUUAAUAGUUAUAAUUAAAACUACUCGAGCUAAACAAAUAAUAAAAAAAGAAAAUGAAAAAUUUAUUUGGUUACAACAACUACGUGAACAUAAACAUCUUAUUAUUGGUCCUCUUUUCUUAGCAUUAUUUGCUUUACCACGUUUAAUCGUUUCUUUUCUUUAUGUAUGUAAUGAUCAUUAUUAUAGUGGAACUGGAUCAACAUUUACAUUGGUUUAUUUAACUGCAUUUUUUGUCUCAUUUAUUCCACAUACAGCAAUACUAUUCAUUUUUGUAUUACCAUCUCAUCUUUAUAAAACUACUCUUUUUAAUUCACUCAAACGUUGCCGUACUUUGUCUCAAUAA
Messenger RNA from Adineta steineri, 3066 nucleotides. NCBI's taxonomy places the organism in Eukaryota, Metazoa, Rotifera, Eurotatoria, Adinetida, Adinetidae. The record is from the annotation of a GenBank genome assembly.